Molecule: messenger RNA, 978 nt
Organism: Mytilinidion resinicola
Lineage: Eukaryota; Fungi; Ascomycota; Dothideomycetes; Mytilinidiales; Mytilinidiaceae
Product: ubiquitin-protein ligase
Exons: 4
Coding region: 310-756 (148 amino acids)
Biological process (GO): DNA damage tolerance; protein K63-linked ubiquitination
Cellular component (GO): nucleus
Molecular function (GO): ubiquitin conjugating enzyme activity
Source: RefSeq, a predicted model, not a curated record
CGGCUUGUCAACUUUGGCCGCGACAACAGCACACAGCCUUGAGACCCUCUUCUUAUCCCUCAUAAUUCGGCUUCUGGUCUGCAUACUUGAGCCUUGCACGUUGACUUCCCACGUCUUAAAUUCACCUCUGGAUUGCGGUGACACCCGGGCGGACCUUCCUGCGCGACCACGCCUUCAGUCACCUACCUUUCCCUUGCGCUGCGAUCUUCUACACGCAGCAGACCACAUCACAGCGAUAGGCGUACUUCGCUGACUGUCGGUACUAUCGAGGUUCUCCCAAAACGCCCAGCGCCUGCGCCUUGAGAAACCAUGGCCCUUCCUAAGAGGAUUAUCAAGGAGACGGAGCGUUUGAUGGCAGAGCCAGUCCCGGGUAUCAACGCAGUUCCCCAUGAAGACAACCUCCGCUAUUUCGACGUCACCAUCCACGGACCCUCACAAUCUCCAUAUGAAGGAGGCAUCUUCAAGCUAGAGCUGUUUCUUCCGGACGACUAUCCCAUGACGCCCCCAAAGAUCCGGUUCUUGACCAAGAUCUACCACCCAAACAUCGACAGACUUGGGCGUAUCUGCUUAGAUGUCCUGAAAAACAACUGGUCCCCGGCCCUCCAGAUCCGCACAAUACUUCUCUCCAUCCAAGCGCUCCUGGGCGCCCCUAACCCCGACGACCCUCUCGCAAACGAUGUGGCUCAGAAAUGGAAGGAAGAUGAGAAAGCAGCCAUCGAGACAGCUCGAGAAUGGACUAGGACUUAUGCGAAUUAGACGCGGUAUCGGCACAUCGGGCAGCAAUCGCCUAGCUCCCUUACGAACUUCAUAACGGCGUUUACGGCAAGAUUGUGGGUACAGCCGACUUUUCUAGACAUGCACCUUCGAAGAAGGCUUUGGAAGCGUCGGGCGUUCGCGAUUCGAUUGGUUGGCUUGACCUACUAUCUCCUUCGCAGCUGAGUGUUAAAUCGGUUGGCGAGUGCUUUCGAGACCCUCUAG